AUGUCAGACUACCAGAAUUUCACCAUGGAGAAUGCAUUGCAGUCCUCCAUGAAUGACACCAAAGCCCUGAAUGACAAUGACAGAUCAGAACCAUUAGAGACAAUCAAGGACGCAGAACUUCUACACCAAAAUGUUCCCACUAUCUCAAGCAGUACACCACUGGCGGUUGGGAGUCGUGUGCGGCUGUACUCAGAGUCUCAGGUUUACACCGUCAGCCGAUGGGAAGACACAGAAUCUCAGGAUGGAGGUUCAGCGGAGGAGGGUGCAGGGGCUGGAGACGGGGUCCCGUUCCGUGGUCGAUCACAGUCUGCUCCCGCUGCACUCUGGGCGGCAAAAAAAUACGGGCGACAGCUGAGGAGAAUGAGUGACGAAUUCGACACAUGGCUGGACAAAGGGGAGCUGAAAAGAGUGAACAGCCCAGGAGGAAGAGCCGGCCAAAAGAAGGCAACCCGCGGAUGGUUCUCCUUCCUCUGGAGUCCAAAGGAGGAGGAGGGCCGAGAAUGA
Messenger RNA from Chanos chanos (milkfish), 504 nucleotides. RefSeq names its product BCL2 associated agonist of cell death a (gene bada). The coding region runs from base 1 to 504 and encodes 167 amino acids. Gene Ontology annotation, biological process: apoptotic process. The transcript is spliced from 4 exons. Gene Ontology annotation, cellular component: mitochondrion. Lineage: Eukaryota; Metazoa; Chordata; Actinopteri; Gonorynchiformes; Chanidae. The record is from RefSeq and is a predicted model, not a curated record.